AUGUCUCUUUCCCAAACCCAAUCCCAGUCAUCCCGCCGUCCCUCAGCACCCUCCAAACCAUCACAGGCGAGCCAGGCAAAGGAGCAAGUCGUACAAGAACGAACGACCAAGGGCUCCAGCGCAAGCGCACCUCGCGUCGUACAUUUCUCAGUCGGCUCGACCUACCAGAUUCUCGACGUGAUCGGCGAAGGAGCGUACGGUGUCGUCGUCUCGGCAACCCACAGACCGUCAGGUACCAAAGUCGCCAUCAAGAAGAUUGCGCCGUUCGAUCAUGCCAUGUUUGCGCUGCGGACCCUGAGGGAGUUGAAGCUGUUGAAGUACUUUGCGGCGGAGGGGGUCAGCGAGAAUAUCAUCUCCGUCUUGGAUCUUGUCAAGCCACCAAGCUACGCAGAGUUCAAAGAGGUAUACCUCGUGCAGGAGCUCAUGGAGACCGAUCUUCACCGCGUCAUCCGGACCCAAGAUCUCUCAGACGACCACUGCCAGUACUUCCUGUAUCAGACCUGCCGGGCCCUCAAGGCUUUGCACAGCGCAGAUAUCAUCCACCGAGACCUCAAACCCUCGAACCUCCUUCUCAACGCCAACUGCGAUCUCAAAGUUUGCGACUUUGGUCUGGCCCGGAGCUGCCAGACGCUCGUUCCCGCCGAGGGGGGACAGGGGUUCAUGACCGAGUAUGUCGCGACGAGGUGGUAUAGGGCGCCAGAGGUCAUGUUGUCGUUCAGGAUGUACAACAAGGCUCUGGACGUCUGGUCAGUAGGCUGUAUCCUCGCAGAGAUGCUUUCGGGGAGACCGCUCUUCCCAGGCAAGGACUACCAUGACCAACUCUCCCGUAUCCUCGACGUCCUCGGUACACCCACCAUCGAGGAGUUCUACGCCAUCACCUCGCGCCGCUCGAAAGAGUACGUCCGCAACAUGCCCUUCCGGAAGAAGAAGGAGUUUUCGGCCAUCUACCCAAAUGCCAACCCGCUCGCGAUCGACUUUUUGGAGAAGACCCUUACGUUCGACCCGAAGAAACGAUACACUGUCGAACAAUGCUUGACGCACCCAUACCUUGACGCAUACCAUGAUCCGGAGGACGAGCCGGUGGCCAAGCCGCUGGACCCGGACUUCUUUGACUUUGAUCUGCAAAAGAACGAUAUUGGGCGGGAAGAGCUGAAGCAACUACUGUAUGAUGAGAUCCAUAGCUUCCACGGUCAAUGA
This is a messenger RNA of Dioszegia hungarica, 1197 nucleotides long. RefSeq names its product putative mitogen-activated protein kinase CPK1. Gene Ontology annotation, cellular component: nucleus; cytoplasm. Gene Ontology annotation, biological process: intracellular signal transduction; protein phosphorylation. The record is from RefSeq and is a predicted model, not a curated record. NCBI's taxonomy places the organism in Eukaryota, Fungi, Basidiomycota, Tremellomycetes, Tremellales, Bulleribasidiaceae. Gene Ontology annotation, molecular function: MAP kinase activity; ATP binding. The transcript is spliced from 9 exons. Bases 1 to 1197 code for a protein of 398 amino acids.